Molecule: messenger RNA, 1875 nt
Organism: Colletotrichum graminicola M1.001
Lineage: Eukaryota; Fungi; Ascomycota; Sordariomycetes; Glomerellales; Glomerellaceae
Product: import receptor
Exons: 3
Coding region: 1-1875 (624 amino acids)
Biological process (GO): intracellular protein transport
Cellular component (GO): mitochondrial outer membrane
Molecular function (GO): protein binding; protein-transporting ATPase activity
Source: RefSeq, a predicted model, not a curated record
AUGUCGAAUCCUCUGCCGUCCGUGCCUCCCAUGGCCAGUCCUCCGACUGUCAUUCCCGUUGAUUCGUCUUCUGGCCUCUGGGAUCGGAUCACCACCUGGGCAGCGGAUAACAAGGCCGUUGUCUACACUGCCGCCGGUGUCGCCGUCGUCGCUACUGGCGCCGGUGUCAUCUACUUCCUCAACAGCGACUCCAAGAAGGAGUCGACACCAAAGCUGAGCAAGAAGGAGAGGAGGAAAAGAAAGGAGGCCGAACGGAAGGCUGCCGAGACAGAGAAGCAGCCCACAUCUACAGAGGCUGCAGCUCCUACGCAACCCAAGGCCGCUGCCGUCGAGUCCGCCGAUGAACUUCCCGAGAUCGAUGAGACCACCGUUGCGAGCUUCACCGCGGACCAGCGAGAGCGGUACGCCGCCAAGCUGAAGGACGUGGGUAACCAGGCCUACGGCAGCAAGGACUACAACAAAGCCAUCGAACUUUACUCGAAGGCGAUCCUCUGCAAAGCUAAUCCCAUCUUUUACUCUAACCGUGCCGCCUGCUACAAUGCUUUGGGCAACUGGGACAAGGUUGUCGAAGACACGACCGCCGCCAUCAACCUCGACCCUGAAUACGUCAAGGCCCUGAACCGUCGAGCCAAUGCCUACGAGCACCUCAAAAUGUACAGCGAGGCCCUGCUCGAUUUCACGGCCUCCUGUAUCAUCGACAGCUUCAAGAACGAGAGCAGCGCACAGGCUGUCGAACGUCUGCUCAAGAAGUUCGCCGAGCAGAAGGCCCAGGAGAUGAUGGCCGACCGUCCAAGCAAGCUACCCAGCCACACCUUUGUCGGCAACUAUCUCCAGAGCUUCCGCGUCAAGCCUCGCCCGGCCGGUCUGGAGGACUCUGCUAUUCUGUCCGAGGACACCGGCAAGGGUCAGUUGCAGCUCGGCUUGAGGGCCUUGGAGAAGAAGACUGGCGACGGCUACGAGGAGGCGAGAGCCGCCUUCGAGAAGGCCCUGGAGCUGGGCGAACUCGGCGAGUUCGAGGCUCUGGCCUACAACCUCCGCGGCACUUUCAGCUGCCUGCUCGGAAAGCACGACGACGCCAUGGCUGACCUGUCCAAGAGCAUCGAGUUGGACCCCUCGAUGACCCAGAGCUACAUCAAGCGCGCCAGCAUGAACCUCGAGCUCGGCGCCCCCGAGAAGGCCGCCGAGGACUUUGAGAAGGCCAUGGAGCACAACAGCGAGGAUCCCGAUAUUUACUACCACCGCGCCCAGCUGCACUUCAUCAAGGGCGAGUUCUCGGACGCCGCUAAGGACUACCAGAAGUCGAUUGAUUUGGAUCGCGACUUCAUCUUCUCCCACAUCCAGCUUGGUGUCACCCAGUACAAGAUGGGUUCUAUCGCAUCGUCCAUGUCGACCUUCCGUCGCUGCAUCAAGAACUUCAAGGAGGUCCCCGAUGUCUACAACUACUACGGUGAGUUGCUCCUCGACCAGGGUAACUUCCAGGAGGCCAUCGAGAAGUUCGACAGCGCCAUCGACAUGGAGUCCAAGACGAAGCCCAUGGCCAUGAACGUUCUUCCUCUUAUCAACAAGGCCCUCACCCUCUUCCAGUGGAAGCAGGACUUUGGCGAGGCCGAGAAACUGUGCCAGAAGGCGCUCAUCAUUGAUCCCGAAUGCGACAUUGCUGUUGCGACCAUGGCCCAGCUCCUGUUGCAGCAAGGCAAAGUCACUGAGGCGCUCAAGUACUUCGAGCGUGCCGCAGAGCUCGCUCGUACCGAGGGCGAAAUCGUCAACGCUCUGUCCUACGCCGAGGCGACGCGCACGCAGCUUCAGGUACAGGAGAAGUACCCGAAGCUUGCGGCCAAGCUCCAGGGCAUCGGCCCAGGUGGCAUGCCCCGGUAA